CAAAAUUUCUUUAGUGAAAACAGCGUAAAUGCUUGGCAACUGAUCUGUGAUGUUCCUGAUUGGUUUGGAGACUAAAAUUAAUAUUUGUCUCUUUGUACAUCUAAUCUUUUUUCCGUAAAAUAUCUUCCAGUUUAGGUUCCAUCUAAAAGUAGUACCGGCGUGAUGAAAACGAAAUUUGAAGUCUCGUCUGUAUCGUUAACGUUUUAUUGUAUAUGGGUAUCGUGUGUUUUAGCUGCGUGGAAUACAAAAGAUUACUUGAAACGAGAACAUUCUGUAGUAAAACCUUACCAAGCAUCUGGCAUUUCAAUACCAUUUUGGGACUUUACUGGUAGUGUAAUGAUUACUAAUAGCCAUAUAAGGCUGACACCAGACUUGCAAAGUAAAAAUGGUGCUAUAUGGAACAAUGUGCCAUGCAUGGUUAAGAAUUGGGAACUCCAAGUUCAUUUCAAAAUAUAUGGGAAAGGAAAAGAUUUAUAUGGAGAUGGUAUGGCUAUUUGGUAUGCAAAGCAGCCAUUAACCCCAGGUACUGUAUUUGGUAGUAUGGAUUACUUUCAUGGUUUAGGCAUAUUUUUGGAUACCUAUGCUAACCAGAAUGGUCCUCAUAAUCAUGGACAUCCUUAUAUUUCUGCCAUGGUAAAUAAUGGGACACUGCAUUAUGAUCAUGAUAGAGAUGGAACUCAUACAGAAUUGGCAGGCUGUGAGGCCAAAUUUCGAAAUCUUGAUCACGAUACCCAUUUGUCUAUACGUUAUGAAAGAGAUAUACUCACUGUUUCUACUGACAUUGAAGGAAAGAAUGCAUGGCAGGAAUGCUUCACUGUGAAAGGGGUAAGGCUUCCUACAGGUUAUUAUUUUGGUGCAUCAGCUACUACAGGAGAGUUGUCUGAUAAUCAUGAUAUAAUAUCGAUUCGACUAUACGAACUGGAAGUGCCUGAUGAAAAGGAGGAAGAAGAUCGCUCCAAGAUUGCUCCUGCUGCUGCUUUUUUUGCUCCACCCAGAGAUCAUAUUGAUGAUCCACCUCCACCUAUGUCAGGAACUAAAUUGUUUCUUAUUAUAGUGUGUGCCCUUUUGGGAUUAUGUGUUUGUGUUAUUGGUGGUGUUAUGGUCUUCCAAAGAAGUCAAGACAGUUCCAGGAAAAGGUUAUAUUAAUAUGAUUAACGAUAUGCUUAAUUUGUUAAAUUUUUUAUAAGUUGCCCAUAAAUGCUUGGAAAGACUUAAAUAUUUUGAAUCGUACUUUUCUUCCCUAAGUUAUCAAAACAAGUAUAUUUAUAAUGGAUGUUUCAUAAUACUUUCAUUAUAUAUCUUUUUAAGAAUAGCACAUGAGCUGUGUACUUUCCUGUAGUCUUGUGUUAUUCAUUAAUAUAUUAUAUGUAAAGCAACUUAUCUAAGAGAAAAUCAGUAUUUGGUCCAUUUUAACUGUCACCGAAAUUCAAAUGUUUGCUCUGAAACUCGUUUUCUGCCUGAGUAAAUAUUCCUGUAAACAACUUUAAUGAAGUUCUUAAAAUAAUUAGCUUACAAAUGUGAUAAUUUGAGAGAGAAAUUUUAAUAUUCUUUCCAUUUAAUUUUAAAAUAUAAAAAACGUGCAACUGUUGUUUCUUUUGAACAUGAAUUCAAUCAUUUUUUUAAUCAGUGAUUCAAAUCAUGUAUAAUUAAAUUCCAAAAAAAGUGAACUUGAAUCUUAAUAGCACCAAAUUUGAUUUUGUUAAAAUUUGCAUCAAUAUUUAGAACUGUAUUAAAAUUAUCAAGCUAUUGUAUUUUAUUAUAAUAUUCAAUGUAAUAGUAUUAAAAGGUAUUGAAAGAUUGUCGUUUUUGAAUUCUUUUAAUUAAUAGCGCAUUGCCUUGAUUCAUAGGCUUAACCAAUUUUUCUCGUAUUCAAAAUUUGUGCAAAUUAUUAUUACCAGAGUUUAGAUUUUUUCUUCCCAUUUAAAUUAAUUCUAAAUUUUAUUUUGCUUGAUGUGGUUUAUUUGAAUGUUCAUAAGCAUUAUAUGUAUCUAUAUAUGCUGUACAAAUGUGUGUAUAAUUGUACUUUUUAAGCAAUAUUCUCAAUGAAGUUUAUCUUUUUUCUAUUUGUUCAGACCAAAGUGUAAUUUCAAAUAGCUCUUGGCAACAUCCUUUAAGUUUUAAUGUAGUUUCAAACCAAGGUAUGGUAUGAUUUAGGUCUGUUUCAAGUGUUAACAUUUCCUUCAAUUAGUGAUUCUGACCCAUUUUUCUUUUAUCAACAUUCAUAACUAUGGUGCUGAUUUUCCUUCAUGAAGCUGUUACCGGUGCUGGUUGGAAGACAUUGGUUUAUAAAUAUUGUUUCCAGGCAUAUGAAUGAGUUAAAGUAAUAUUUGUAUUUAUAUAAUGUUUUGUCAUAUUUUGAUAUAUUUCCUUUUAUAUUACAUUCCUUAUCAAAGAAAAUAAGGUUGUAAGCACUUCCAAAAAAGAAAUUUGGAUUUUACUGCAUAUAAUAUUAAAAAAUCGGUAAUUACUGCUACAGAUUCAACAUUAUUUUCUUUUCAAAGUAUUAUUAUUUCAAAGUUUUAAAGAAAAUUAUUGGCUGUCUACAUUUGUACAAACUCAAUAAAUGUUUUUUACAGAA
Messenger RNA from Argiope bruennichi, 2578 nucleotides. RefSeq names its product vesicular integral-membrane protein VIP36-like. NCBI's taxonomy places the organism in Eukaryota, Metazoa, Arthropoda, Arachnida, Araneae, Araneidae. The record is from RefSeq and is a predicted model, not a curated record. Bases 163 to 1146 code for a protein of 327 amino acids. Gene Ontology annotation, molecular function: D-mannose binding. Gene Ontology annotation, biological process: endoplasmic reticulum organization; Golgi organization; endoplasmic reticulum to Golgi vesicle-mediated transport. The transcript is spliced from 10 exons. Gene Ontology annotation, cellular component: Golgi membrane; endoplasmic reticulum-Golgi intermediate compartment; endoplasmic reticulum membrane.